GGAGGGCCGGCUUGAAAGGAAAAGGCUGAAGUCAGCUUUUGUAAGAGAUAUUGGUGCAAGCUUCAUUGAAUAUUUGCAAUUUUUUUUUGGUUCCCUUGAUGGAGUUUGCACUCUCGUCCUAAACAUUUGCUGAAUAAACAGUCUGCGGCUGGGGUAGUUUAACCACUGGUGUGUGGGUUCUGUUUGAAGGCCCGCUAUGGAGAUCCUCGGUACUCGUCUCAUUUCCCCCUGUCUGCUCCGUGCCGCCUCCACCGGCGCUUUCCAACUCAAGGAGCCGCUGAAUUACCGGCACGGAGGCCGGGUGCAGCCGGCCGGAGGGGACGGGGACAGCAGGGUUGAGAAGGUGUACGAGCCCGCCACAGGGCGUGUGAUAUGUGACUUUGUUUGUUCAAACCAAAAGGAAGUCGAUCUAGCAGUGCAGAGCGCGAAGGAAGCAUACAGAUACUGGAGUCAACUGUCUGGGUUGGAAAGAGGUCGCAUCUUACUUGAGGCUGCAAGGCUUAUAAGAGAACAGAGAGAAGAUAUUGCAAUUGUAGAAUCCAUUAAUACUGGAAAACCCAUCACUGAGUCCAGAGUUGAUGUGGACACUGCAUGGCAGGCUGUGGAAUAUUACGCUGGCAUUGCUGGGACUCUGGCUGGCCAACACAUUCAGCUGUCUGGAGGAUCAUUUGCUUACACAAGGAGAGAGCCCCUUGGAGUGUGUGUGGGAAUUGGGGCUUGGAACUACCCAUUCCAGAUAGCCUGCUGGAAGUCAGCUCCAGCACUGGCUUGUGGAAAUGCCAUGAUUUUCAAACCUUCACCUUUGACCCCUCUGACUGCCGUGAUGCUCGCAGAGAUCUACACACAAGCUGGGGCCCCGAAUGGGUUGUUCAAUGUGCUUCAAGGGGCUGUAGAGACUGGAAAUCUCUUAUGUAAACACAGAGGUGUGGCAAAGGUUUCUUUCACUGGUAGCGUGCCUACUGGAAUCAAGAUCAUGGAAACUGCAGCAAAAAACGUCAAGCAUGUUACUCUUGAACUUGGAGGGAAAUCUCCACUUGUCAUUUUCUCUGAUUGCGAUUUGGAGAAUGCAGUGAGAGGUGCAAUGCUGGCGAACUUCCUCAGUCAGGGAGAGGUGUGCAGUAAUGGUACCAGGGUGUUUGUACAGAAAGACGUAAUGUCAAAAUUUGUGGAAAAAGUGGUGGCAAAGACAAAAGCAAUAAAAGUAGGAGAUCCACUACUCGAAGAUACUCAAAUGGGAGGGCUCAUCAGUCGCCCACACUUGGACCGAGUGUUAUCUUAUGUGAAGCAAGCCGAGGAACAGGGUGCAACUGUACUUUGUGGUGGAGAUCGUUUUGUUCCUAAUGAUCCGAAAUUGAAAGAUGGAUAUUUCAUGAAACCAUGUAUUCUAGGAAAUUGCAACGAUGAGAUGACCUGUGUUAAGGAGGAGAUAUUUGGGCCUGUCAUGUCAGUGCUGGCAUUCGAUACAGAGGAGGAGGCUAUAGAGAGAGCAAAUAACACCGACCUUGGUUUGGCAGCUGGAGUGUUCACCAGAGAUCUGACUCGAGCUCAUCGGAUGGCAGCUGCUCUUGAGGCAGGGACGUGUUUUAUAAACAACUACAAUGUCUCUCCCAUUGAAAUACCUUUUGGAGGAUAUAAAAUGGCAGGGUUUGGAAAAGAAAAUGGAACAGUGACGAUUGAAUAUUAUACACAACUGAAAAGCGUUUAUGUGGAAAUGGGAGAUCCAGAAUGUUCUUUCUAAACUCCAAUACUGUUCAUGCCUAAAUGCGAUCCAUUGUUUCAGGUUAGUUUGUAACAGCGAUUGGACAUUUGAAUCCGAAAACUGUCCAUUGCUAUUCUGUAAUCCGAAAGCUCACUGUCACCAUUGACUGUCUGUAAAAUUAUUUUUGUUAUUCUGACCUUCAUUAAAAUUGGAUUGCCCUGCUUCUUAAUAAAAUCAUAGAAAUGG
Messenger RNA from Chiloscyllium plagiosum (whitespotted bambooshark), 1945 nucleotides. RefSeq names its product 4-trimethylaminobutyraldehyde dehydrogenase-like. Gene Ontology annotation, molecular function: oxidoreductase activity, acting on the aldehyde or oxo group of donors, NAD or NADP as acceptor. Lineage: Eukaryota; Metazoa; Chordata; Chondrichthyes; Orectolobiformes; Hemiscylliidae. The record is from RefSeq and is a predicted model, not a curated record.